This is a messenger RNA of Penaeus vannamei (Pacific white shrimp), 1185 nucleotides long. The record is from RefSeq and is a predicted model, not a curated record. NCBI's taxonomy places the organism in Eukaryota, Metazoa, Arthropoda, Malacostraca, Decapoda, Penaeidae.
AUGCUGUCGAGAGACCUGGGGAGGCUGAGAGUGGAGGUGACUGCUCUUUUGGAGGUGAGCAGACCUGACAGCAGCACGAUCAGUCCCUCGGUAGUAGAGGUUACUCGAGUCAUUGAGUAUAUAAUGGUACUGAUACUGAAGCUAUCAUUUGGCUUCAUGUCUCUUAUUGCUGUGUACACUCCUACCGAUAUUUGUAAACUCGACAUAAACUAUGCCAAACUAGCAUCUUUGACCAAGUUCUUUGGUACUGACCAUAGAUUGGUUGACUACUUCUGGGUCCACCUCAAAACUCCCCAGCCUGCCAAUGAUCACCCUAGGGCGUUUCAUUUGGACAAGCUGAUGAAGAGGGAAUGUGCCCAGGGGUUUGCUGAGGCAAACUCUGCCAGACGCCCAACAAAAGGUUCCAAGAUAGCCUGUGAUGCUGCAGAUGCCGAAACUGCAGUUCUCGAGAAGAAAAGUGACAACUUUGAGAUGCAUAACAAGCGAGGUGUAAAGCCAGUAGAACGCCUGUGGAACUACUUGGUGCGACAAGAACAUGUCCAGGAAGUCUUUGUCAGAUAUAUCUUUGGACGAAAGAGACCAGCACCAGAGCCUACACAGUAUUCUGAUCAUGGGGAUGAUGAUAUGAGUGAUGUUGUAGAUGGUAUAGAUGGUUCAGGAACUGGUGAAGGAGGAUCAGAAAUGGGCGUUGAGAGCCACCAUGAACCUUCAGAGCAUGGUGGUCCACCAUCAGAGACGACGGUGCAGUCUCUGGAGCCUGUGCGAAUUAUCCACAAAGAACAGGAUUCCAUUACAUCUUUCUGUAUAAAUGGGCUUCUCCAGCUCCAGUCAGUGCCAAAGCAACUGCACUCACAGCGCUUGAUGCGUAAACAUGUCAGAGGGAAGGUGAAUCCAGGACUAAUGGCGAUAGCAACAGUGAGAGAGGUGCAGGAGCUGGAUGUAUCGCUCUUGUUAGACCAUCCUGGCUGGCUCACCAAUGAAUGUGAACUGGAUGUUUUGGCUCUCAACAAAGAACCAGACACAGUACCAUCCUCAAACUUCUUGGUUGUGCAGACUCCCAUGGACAAGAAUAUUCUAGAAUCUGGUCGGGGAGGGCUGGACGGAAACUUGUCCUCAUCAUCUAGUAUAAACUUCGGUGGUAUGGGUUCAUCUCCAAUGGGACAAACGGGCCGGGGUACCAGUGUG